This is a messenger RNA of Photinus pyralis (common eastern firefly), 1319 nucleotides long. RefSeq names its product calcium and integrin-binding protein 1-like. Lineage: Eukaryota; Metazoa; Arthropoda; Insecta; Coleoptera; Lampyridae. The coding region runs from base 582 to 1271 and encodes 229 amino acids. The transcript has 5 exons. The record is from RefSeq and is a predicted model, not a curated record. Gene Ontology annotation, molecular function: calcium ion binding.
AAAUUUGGCGGUUUUUUCGAUAUAAUGACCGUGUAGGGGCGGGAAAGAAUACCCCUAUCGCAGAGGGCACUGCGUGUCGUAAGAGGCGACUAAACAACUGCAGGUCGGACGCAAGUCCGAUUGAUUGGAAAGUGUAUAAGAUAGGUGCAGAUGAAGUAAGUUUCAGUAGUUUCAAACGUCUAUUGGUGUGUGCAGUGUGUGCGUUUCCAUUUUCAUGUUGUGUUGAAUGUAUUUCGUUCAUCUAUAUAGCCGAUGGAUAAGUACCUAAUUACUUGUGAGUUUUGUAUGCGCCUUUUUGUAGAAAAGCUCUUUGACUGUUGAGCAAACAUAGUAGGUAUGGUAUUCGUUCCUUAAUUGGAAUAAAAAGUGCUUUUUAUGUUCUUUCGCGCCUAGGUACCAUCUUUCCAUGCCAUUUAACUUGUUAAGCAACACAAGUGUAAUCGUAUCUGUUGUGCGGUAUAGAUCUUUUUUUUGGUCCACAAGAAAAUUUCAUAGAGCCUUAAUUGACUUGCCUAUUUGAAUUGCUAAAUACCUACCUACUGCCGGCAGUAGAUAUCACAAACUAGCACCAACACCUACGAAUGAUUUACCAUAUAGCCAUUAAUUGCCGAUUUAAUCAUAUUCCCUUAUCAACUGAUAAGAUUAAAGCAUUUAUAGUAGCGUUUCAACAAUACCAUAUUUGUUUAUAUCGUGCUUGCUUUACCAUGGGGUUAACGUCAAGCCUACCUGGAAGGUUAACAGAAGAAUUAUUAGAGGAUUACCUACAACUCACGUAUCUCACUCGAAACGAUAUUGUUAAAUUGGUAAAGAAAACCAUGUUGGUAAGUCCAGAUUAUGAAACUUUAAAUCCACAUCAUAGAUACGACUUGGACACAAUCAUAAGCCUAUUACCCGAAUUAAAGUACAAUCCUUUUAGGGAUCGGAUACUAAGAAUUUUUUCCAGUGAAAAAGAUGGUCGUCUCUCGUUUGAAGAUAUGUUGGAUUUGUGCUCUGCAAUGAGCGAAAAUUGUCCUUAUGAGGUCAAAGCUAGGUGGGCGUUUCAAAUUUAUGAUUUUAAUGGAGACGGAUCUAUUGAUGCUGAAGAUAUCGGAAUUAUGGUUGAUAGGUUAACAAAUGGAAAGAUUAAUAGUGAGCUGGAUAAAAGUCACAUUGCGAACGUUUUACUGAAAGCCAUUAACUUACAAAAAAGUGGGAGCAUCAAUCAGUUGGAGUUCGAACAUGCUAUUGGAAAGAUGCCAGAUUUUGCCAGCACAUUUUCUUUUAAAAUUUGAUUGUUCGACUGUUAUAUAGUCAAUAAAUGUUUAGCAGAUUUCAUCUUU